Messenger RNA from Durio zibethinus, 5349 nucleotides. The record is from RefSeq and is a predicted model, not a curated record. Lineage: Eukaryota; Viridiplantae; Streptophyta; Magnoliopsida; Malvales; Malvaceae.
AUGAACUACUGCACUGCCGUCGCUGCCGGUGUUACGACCUUCAUUGCCAACGAAGUUGCCAAAUGCAUGUUCGUUCCCCUUAAACCUCAUAUUGAUUACAUACGUAAUCGAAACAAAAAUCUUGAAGAGUUCAAGAAAAAAAUUGACCUAUUGAAGGAUGAAAGAGGAAGAGUGAAAAAUGCUGUUGAUGCUGCUGAAAGGAAUGGGGAGAAGAUUGAAGAGGGUGUUAACAAGUGGCUGAUUAGCGUGGAUGAGAAAAUCAAUGACGAGGCCGAGAAAGUGAAAGCCCUUGAAGACAAAGCAAAGAAGAGGUGUUUCAUUGGGUUGUGUCCUAACUUAAAGAGUUACUACCAGCUAGGCAAGAAAGUUGAAGAGGAUGCGAGGGUUGUUGCUGAACUCCUUGAACAAGGAAGAUUCGACAGAGUUUCAUACCGUCUUGCUCUGGAGGGGAUAGGAACUAUGCCUGUCAAAGAUUACGAAGCAUUUGAAUCAAGAACCAGUACUUUGGCGGGAAUCAUGGAGGCCAUAAGGGAUCCAAAAGUCGGAAUGAUUGGGGUGCAUGGGAUGGCUGGUGUUGGCAAGACCACGCUUGUUAAGGAAGUUGCCAGGAAAGUGAGGGAAGAGUCCUUGUUUGAUGAGGUAGUGAUGGCGACUAUUUCACACAACCCAAACAUAAGAAACAUUCAGGGAGAAAUUGCGGACAUGUUGGGUUUGAGAUUUGAUCAAGAGGCCGAGACAGGAAGAGCGAUGCGGCUGCGUCAGUGCUUUGAAUUGAGGAAUGAUAAGAAGAUUCUUGUAAUUUUAGAUGAUAUUUGGGAACGUUUUGACUUAGAAGCUAUUGGGAUUUGGUUCGAGGAGGAUGGAAACAGGGCUGUUGACGAGAAACAGGGAGCUAUGAUGCAAAACAUCGGUAGAAGUUCUUUCAACAAAUUUUCUACUGUGCGCAAAAUCUUGCUUACUUCCCGAAGCCAAGAUGUACUCGGGCAUAUGAAAUCUGAAAGAAAGUUUGAAAUCAGGAUCUUAUCUCAAGAAGAAGCAAUGGCUUUGUUCACAAAAAUCGUGGGUGAUACAGUAGAGAAACCCGAUUUCAGAUCGAUAGCUAAACAAGUGGUGGACAAAACUGAUGGUCUACCGGUUGCUAUUUCAGUGAUUGCAAAAGCAUUGAAAGAAAAGGGACUUGAUAUAUGGGAGGAUGCCUUGAGACAACUAGGAAGUUCCACUCCAACAAACAUAGAGGGAAUGCAAAAAGGGGUGUACUCGAUAAUAGAGUUGAGUUACAAUUCACUGGAAAGCGAGGAGGCGCGGUCACUAUUACAACUCUGUUCCUGGAGGCCUCUAGGUUCAAGGAUUUAUGUGCCGUACUUGCUGAGAUCCAGCUUGGGUUUAGACUUGUUGGGAGAUGUCAAAACGUUGAAAGAAGCGAGAAAUAGUUUGAACACAUUGCUUGAUAAGCUUAAAGCUUCUGGUUUGUUACACGAAGGUGACAGUAAUGGAUAUGUGAAAAUGCAUGACCUUGUCCGUAAUGUCUGCAUUCUUAUCACAUCUGGAGAUGAACAGAUCAUCGUCACAGAAGAAGCCGACUUGAAAGAAUUGCUGAAAAAGCGAAAACUCAAGAACUGCAAAGGUAUUAACCUGGUAUACAGUGAAAUUCAUGAGCUCCCCUACACGUUGGAAUGUCCGAAACUUAAGUUUUUGGCGAUGUGGAGCGAAGAUCCCCUAUCAGAAGUUUCUGAUAACUUUUUCAUAGAGAUGAAGGAGCUCAAGGUGUUGCAAUUGGGAGGUAUGGGUUUUUCAUCGCUACCUAAAUCAUUUGUUUCCCUAACAAACCUUCAGACAUUAUUUCUUGAUGAUUGUAAGUUGCAUAACAUUGCAAUUAUAGGGGAAUUGAAGAAAUUAGACAUCCUUACCCUUAAUGGUUCUCGUAUUGAACAGUUGCCUAGAGAAAUAGGCCAAUUGACCCAUCUAAGAUUGCUAGAUCUAACCGAUUGCUCCAAAUUGGUGGUGAUUCCGGAAAAUGUCAUAUCCAGCUUGACUUGUUUAGAAGAACUGUAUAUGGGUAAUAGCUUUGAUCGAUGGGAUGUCGAAGGUAACGCUCGACUUGCUGAGCUGAAGGAUUUGUGUUAUCUGACUACUUUAGACGUUCAAAUUCGUGAUGCCCAAAUUUUGAGAGGAGACUUGUUAUCUGGGAAGUUGAAAAGAUACAAAAUUUUCUUAGGAGAUGGAUGGGAUUGGUCCGCUGAACAUGGGUAUUCAAGAACACUGAAGCUCAAGCUAAAUACCAGUUUUAAUUUAGAUGAUGGGAUCACAAUGUUGUUGAAGAACAGUGAAGAUUUAUAUGUGGAUGAACUAAAAGGUGUCAGCAGUGUACUUUACGAUUUAGACAAGACAGGAUUUCCGGAUUUGAAGAGUCUUCAUGUCCAAAAUAAUUCGGAGAUUCAAUGUAUCAUUGACUCUAGUGAUCGGAUUGCCUUUCCCAUCUUAGAGUCAUUAUAUCUCCAUUCUUUGGUUAACUUGAGGAAGAUAUGUGGUGAGGUCGAUGUAGGGUCUUUCGCGGGACUAAGAAUCGUAAAAGUUGGAAACUGUAACACAUUGGAGAAUCUUUUCUCCUUCUCGUUAGCAAUUACACUCUCCCAGCUUCAAGAAAUUGAAGUAAUUGAUUGCACGAAAGUCAUCGGGAUUGUUACAGCAGAGAGAGAACAGAGCAAUAAAGCAUCCAACCAAUUUGGACUUCGUCAGUUACGAUCCCUGACGCUGCAACGUCUACCAGAGCUCAUUAGCUUCUGCUCUGAAGAGAAGAAGCAUUCCACAUCUCAACCAGGACUGAUAAACACGAGGUCCUUGCCACUUUUCACUGAAAAGAUGCUGUUUCGUUAUUUGGAGAACCUGCGAUUAUCCUCAAUGAACAUAGAAAGCAUAUGGCACAACCAGCUUUUCAAACUAUCUUCGUCCGUUCAAAAUUUGACAAGCUUAAUGAUUGAGAAUUGUGACAAUUUAAAGCACCUGUUGUCAUCUACUAUGGCUAGAAGUCUAGUGAAUCUCAAAUCCUUUGAGAUUAUCAAAUGCAAGAGCUUGAGAGAGAUAAUAUGCACAGAGGAUACAGAAGACGACAAGGCUACAAUUUCAUUUCCUCAAUUGAACUCUCUAAAGUUAAAAGAUCUUCAAUAUCUCAUUGGAUUUUGCUCAGAAACACAUAUUGUUGAAUUCCCAACCUUGAAGUUACUGGAGAUAGAUAACUGUCUUGAAUUGAAGGGAUUCAUGUACAAAUCUACAAUCCAAGAGCAUUUCUCUACACAAGCUUUCUUCAAUGAAAAGGUUGCGUUUCCCUGUUUGGAGAAAAUGACUAUUUCUCGGUUGAGAAAAAUGAAGAUUAUAUGGCACAACCAACUCUUUGUAAAUUCCUUCAGCAAGCUGGAAGAAGUGACAGUUGAACACUGUAACGAGUUACUAACCUUUUUCCCCUCUAAUUUCCUGGGAACAUUCCAACGACUGCAUACUCUGACGGUAUCCAAUUGUGGCUCACUGGAACAAGUUUUUGAGCUUCAAACGUUAAGUAUGGAAAAAACACAUGUUGUAGCCAGUAAACUAAGAGAAUUGAAUAUUUCUCGUCUACCAAGAUUGAGGUACAUUUGGUGUACUAAGGAUCCCCAAGGAAUUUUUACGUUUGAAAAUUUACGUAUACUAGAUGUUGACAAUUGUCGGAGUCUGAAGAAUGUAUUUCCUGCCUCAGUAGCCAGAGUUCUUCCACAACUUAAAGAUCUUAGAGUAGCUUAUUGUGGGGUGGAAGAGAUCAUUUCAAAGGAUGAAGGAUUGGAAACGGCUAUCACUUUUGAAUUCGAUCAAGUAUCCUCCCUUAUUCUUUGGGACCUACCAAAACUCAAGUGUUUCUAUCCAGGGAUGCAUAAAACAACAUGGAGGAUGUUAAAAGAGUUGAAAGCAUAUCAUUGCAACAAAUUGAAGAUAUUCGGUACAGAACGUCUGAACCUCCGAGAUAUGAACGAGGACGGCCACCUAUUUGAGUCCCCAAUCCAACCGCCACUAUUUUCGGUAGAAAAGGUCAUUCCUAAAUUAGAAGAGCUGGCGUUAGACGGUAAUGACAUUGAAGCAAUAUGUGAUACACAAGCUUCAAGAAGCCUUUUUCAUGAAAUAAAAGCUCUUAGCGUGCAUUGCUACCAUGAUGAAUAUGCUAUUUUCCCAAUAACUUUCCUUGAAAGAUUCUACAAUCUAGAAUGGCUUGAGGUGAUUUGUUGUAAUUUCAAAGAACUAUUCUCUUACAAAGGGGAUGUCAAUGAGGAGAUACAGGUUGGAACCUAUUCACGAAUUAGAAAGUUAAAGUUGGCUUUUCUUCAUAAUCUACAAUAUCUAUGGGGGAAAGACUCACGAAUAUCCCAAAUUCUUCCAAAUCUUGAAAAUCUUGAAGUUCUCAGUUGUGACAAUUUGAUUACUUUAGGAUUGUUUUCAGCAUCUUUUACAAAUCUCAAAAUUUUGGAUGUGUGGGGGUGCUACGCAUUGAUAAACUUAGUUGCAUCUUCAGCAGCACAAAGUUUGGUGCACCUCGAAAAAAUGGUGGUAACAGAAUGCGUUUCAGUGAAAGAAAUAGUUGGCAAUGAAGGAGAUGAACAAACAUACAACAUUGCUUUUGCUAAGUUGAAAUGUUUGGAACUUCAACAUUUACCAAACCUCACAAGCUUUUCUUCAAGCAACCACACAUUUGAGUUCCCAUCGUUGGAAGAAGUAAUUGUAAGCCAGUGUCCUGAAUUGAAGAUAUUCUCUCGAGGAAACCUAAAUGUCCCAAUGCUAAGAAGAGUACAAGUAAAAGGCCAAGAUUACAAGGUUGGAUACCAAGGAAUGGUGUAUUUAGUACUCUCCAAGUUUUCUAUGUCAAGAGAAAUAUGGAGCCAUAAUCUUCAAAGAAAUUUAGAUUUCAAAAGUCUAAAACUUCUAAGAGUUUAUGACUGCCAUGGCUUGAAAUUCAUAUUUACGGUUUCCAUGGCUCUUGAUCUUCUGCAACUGGAAGAGAUAACCGUAAAAAAUUGCCCUGCGAUGGAGCAAAUUAUCAUAAAUGAUGGAGUAGAGCAAAGAGCAGUGACAGAUACGAUCAUGUUCCCUUGGCUUAAGUUCAUCACUCUUGAGUCAUGUACGAACUUGACAAGUUUUCUUCGUGGUAGUAAUACAAUGGAAUGUCCACUAUUAAAACAAAUCAUUAUAGCUGAUUGUCCAAAGAUGAUUGCAUUUGCAUCUACAUUUUUGAGGGAGCAGGAUAUAGAGACAGUUGGUGAAGGAAAUCUAACUAUGCUUGGUAUUGCUCAGUUUUUCAGCGACCAGGUUAGUCUCUUUUCUUCGUACGUAUAG